Molecule: messenger RNA, 3285 nt
Organism: Frankliniella occidentalis (western flower thrips)
Lineage: Eukaryota; Metazoa; Arthropoda; Insecta; Thysanoptera; Thripidae
Product: RING finger protein 10
Exons: 12
Coding region: 284-2560 (758 amino acids)
Biological process (GO): positive regulation of transcription by RNA polymerase II
Molecular function (GO): transcription cis-regulatory region binding; metal ion binding
Source: RefSeq, a predicted model, not a curated record
UUGUUUCUGUCUGUCGACCCGUCGCCAUUUUAGCGACGAGACAGAAGAGUUCGUCUUCAACAAGAAAAUCGUCGUUUGACGACGGGAAGGGGCUUUCUGCUCCUUGAAGCACAUUUAUUUGGCCUAUCCACCAACCCAUAUAUUUCAAGUGAUAAGUAAUACCGUUUAGAGGUAUUUUUUAUUCCCACACCAAGAUUGAAACAUGGCUUGCUGAAAAUGUCGGCCGUGAAGCUGAGUACCGUUUCUCCAUGCGGAGAAGUGUUCUCCACCGUGAUUGCUGUAGAUGUUAGAAGAAUACAUAAUGGAAAAAAAGCCAGUCCGUUCGGUUCAGGCCCUUGGCAAGGGGCCGGGAACUGACACCAAAAAAAGCCAAGAUGGAGCUGGUGGAAAGGCUUUCCCCCGCUCUUCCAGAAGACGUGAAACAGCAGGAGCAAGUGCUCCCAAAUAUGACCCGGUUCGGAAACCAACAGCACAGAAAGGAAAAGCUUUUGACAAGAGACCUCGACCUCGUGGACCUUAUUUGGAGGGUAGAAAGGAGGGUCCCCAGAUAGCAGCAGAGGAGAUGGAGUAUGGCUCUGUCAUAGCUCCAGGAAGCAAGAAGCAAAACUUAAAUCAUUUGUUGAAUUUUCAUUAUGCUCCAAGAGAGGGAACAAGCAAUCAGCAUUGGCGACACCAUACCAACAGUGGCCAUGGCUCUGGAUUGGCACGUUAUUUCAGGGGAACUCCUCACAAAUACAACAAAGAGCAAUUUUUGCAGGCUAACUGUCAGUUUGCUGUCAAAUCAGAUGGAGAUUAUAAGCAAUAUCUAUGCAACCCAGAUCAACUUGUUGAUUGGGAUCUUGUGGAGCAAAUACGUGUUAUGAGUCCAGAAGAAACAAACUGCCCCAUUUGCCUCUACCCACCAGUGGCAGCAAAGAUGACACGCUGUGGCCACAUUUUCUGUUGGUCUUGCAUUCUGCAUUACUUAGCACUUUCUGACAAGUCCUGGCGCAAAUGUCCUAUCUGCUAUGAGUCAGUCCACAAACGUGAUCUGAAGAGUGUGCUGGCUUUGAAACCUACAGCAUUUUCUGUUGGUGGUGAGAUAACAAUGCGUUUGAUGCGCCGUGAACGGGGUUCACUUGAAGCUGUUCCAGUUGAACAGUGGGAUCUACGUCCUUCAGUGCCUCUGCUGUCUGUUUCUGAAUCAGCUGUAGACACAUUCUAUGCCAAAUUGCUUUUAGCUGAUUCAUCUGAUGUGCUUAAGAUAAUGGAUGGUGAGAAGGCAGCCCUUCAAGAACAGCUAAAAACUGAUAACGGGAGCCCAGAGGUGUGCUUUGUGGAACAAGCCAUGGAAAUGUGGCUUGAGAGGGAGGCUCUAGUGAAGGGAGUUAAAUUGGACCGCUCAGUAUCAGAUCUAAAAAAAGCAGAGUUGUUGAAUGAGCCUCAAGAGGUGUAUACUACCAUGGCAAUGGUAGAAGAAGGGGCGUCUGGGGAAAUAUCUGAAGCAAAAGACAUUUUCAAUGGUGCCGCAGUCACAGUGGACAAGAAAAUUGAGAGACCACGUUUGGAAAGCACUAGCAGUGAAGAUAAUGGGACGACCAUAACAGCUGAGGAUCUUGAACAUAGUACCUUGAAACAACCCCUGAAACAUUUUUAUUUCUAUCAAGCCAUGGAUGGACAGCAUAUUUACCUUCAUGCUCUUAAUGCUCGGAUGUUGGAGAUGGCAUAUGGUUCUCUUGAAAAGUGUCCUUUAACAAUUUCUGGGUGCAUUGUGGAGAAAGAGAUGGGGUCCAUGACUGAAGACUUGCGCAAACGUCUUCGUUACAUGCAACACUUGCCUGUGACCUGUCAGUUUGAAGUGGUUGAACUAACUCUUGAUGAGUCUAUCAUUCCACUUGAAAUACUUGACAUAUUCAAAGAACAAGUAGAGACUCGCCGUCGACGUCGGCAGAAGCGAGAUCGGGAAGAGAUGCGUCGUGAGAAGAAGAUAAAUGAUGAAGAAAACAGACGCUGGGGAAGGCACCCAACACCCCACAUACGAAUUGCUUCUCACCAUCAUUUUCCAAUUUGUGGCAAUGAGUCAUCUCCACCUUCGUCGUCUGUACCAAAGUCACCAUCAGUUUCCAGUCUUGCUAGCACUUCUACUCAAUCCUCUCUGAACAUCUCUGUUGAGAACUUGAAUUUAGAUGGGCCUCAAGAGGUUGAGCAAUAUCCAGCAGUUGGGCAAGAAACUCCUACUGACAGCAAUGGUCCAUCAUUUGCACAGAUGUUACGCACUGGAAAGAACUCAUUUUCCAGUAGAGCAGGUUGGAACCGCCAGUCGACCCCUCUCACUCAACCAAUGUUGAGUUCUCCAGCUCACAGACAACGCACAGCAUCUGAUAGCGAGCCUGAGCCUGAAGGCUAUGUUCCAGCUCCAACAUUCAGUCAGAGCUUCAGUGAUGCAAUAGCUAUUGCUUUAGCUAAAUCUGAGGGACCUUCCCAUGAAGCUAAUGCAGAUCUAUCUGGAGGUGGAAAGAAAAAGAAGAAACAGAAACCAAAAGUUCUGUUUUCUACUUCAAUGGCCUUCUCAGGCAAAUGAGAAUAAUACUCGUACUCUUGGCUAGUUGUCACAUGUCCAUGUCGCUUGUUUGUUAUUAUUUUGAUUGAAAUAAAACAAAAAUGGGGCCUUUUAAUGUUGAAAAAUAUUAAACAUAUUUCUUUUUCAAAAGACUAAAACCUAAAAAAACAUUGUUUUUAUUUUAAAAGGUAGUUUUCUUCACAAAUAGUUGAAGGGUCUUAUCUAGUUUGCUCUGUUACUUGUAGAUUUUUACCAGGGGCACAAUUGUCAAGACUACAUAUAGUAGAUACGCCUCAAAGCAUCUUCAAUGGUUUUCUUUGUGAAGACUGAUGUGCUCAUUUGUCAUUCAUACUCACUCUCUGUAAGCAAUCAUAUCUUUUCUGAACGCUAGAUUAAAUUGCCUUUACGUUUCUGGUCCUUGAAUUUGAUUGUAAUUUAUUUUGUUAGGGCUGAACUUUAUUAUAAUUUUAUGCAAUUCUUUGUGAUAUGAUGGCAAGAUAAAUCUUUCAGAGGGGAAUGAAUUAGUGUAUCCUACACUAACUUCUUCUUUACUUCUAUUUGACAUUUCUUGCCAUUUGGGAUUUUAUUUGUGUAGGGAAUGACUUAUGACAUGGUCUGUGAUUGUAAUACAGUAAUGGUAAAACCUACUGGGAUGCCUCGGACCCAGUGGGCUCUUUUACCAGAAGCUACAGUGUAUUGUUAAUUAAAACAAAUUCUGAUAAUAAAAACUUUAUCUGUGCAAUCAA